AUGGCAUGUCAGCUGAAACAACCCAGCCAGAACAUCCACCAGCCCAUCCGCAAACCCCCGAAAAAAGACAACCUGGUCUCGACACCCACACAGACAACAAAAAAAGCCAAUUCCCCCGACAAUACUCCUGUUGUUCACUCCUCCACCUCCGGGACUCAGCUAAGCUCGACCCAGAACACUUUCCAAGAUCAUCGACAAUAG
Messenger RNA from Puccinia triticina, 201 nucleotides. RefSeq lists its product as uncharacterized. The record is from RefSeq and is a predicted model, not a curated record. NCBI's taxonomy places the organism in Eukaryota, Fungi, Basidiomycota, Pucciniomycetes, Pucciniales, Pucciniaceae. The transcript is spliced from 4 exons. The coding region runs from base 1 to 201 and encodes 66 amino acids.